Molecule: messenger RNA, 878 nt
Organism: Camellia sinensis
Lineage: Eukaryota; Viridiplantae; Streptophyta; Magnoliopsida; Ericales; Theaceae
Product: amino acid-ligase
Source: RefSeq, a predicted model, not a curated record
CACCUCAAGACUCUUCCAGAAGCCGUUGGAACUUUGAAGGAAAACAGAGACAAGCAGAGAGAGAGAAAGAUAAGGGAGAUUGCUGGAGAGAGAGAGAGAGAGAGAGAGAGAGAGAAAGAUGUCGGGGGGAGAGAGAAAAAGAAGCGUGAAGCUGUUGUGCCCAUCUCUAUCAAAAAAAGCGGUGGUGCCAUUUGUGGUUUGGGAUGAUGAGAGGCUUGACCUUGGCUCCAUAGCUCGGACCUUCGGGCUCGACCCCUGGACCUUGAAGCUCAACGGCCACUUCGUAAGCAGAGGGGUCGAUCUCAUUGCCUCAUCGGUCACGUGGAAGUCCCUUCUCUCUUUCUUCUCCUCACGUGGUUUGUCCACCGGAGCCACCGACUCCGACCCCCUCAUCGUCCACGGCCGCCUCUCCAAACUCCCAACCAAGCGAGCACAUGACCCAGCAGAUGUAGAAAAUGGGAUUUGCUAUGCAAUUGAACACCAGAGUAGCAGUGUAAACACGAGGCCACGACUUGAAGAUACUAUCUUUCUCAAUAAGAAAAGGCGAAAGGAAAGCUGCUCAGGAAAUAUUGACUGGGACAAUGAAAUCAACAAAUGUGAUGGUUUUGGACUGAAGAGAAAGCAAUGCUCAGAAGAUGUCAGCCCCUUGAAGAGGAUUAGAAUGAAGUAACUCAGGUUCCCAAGCAGGAGAAAAUGGAAUCAUUGCAAACACCCAAUUUCGGUGCGGUUUCAUUGGUGACAAUAUGACUAGAAGAUGAUGUCAUUGUCAUUUGUUUUUGUGAAUCCAACUCUGUAAAUACUACACAAACAGUUCUGUUUUGAAAAAUCAAAGUUAGUUGAGUAAUAUCAGCCUUAAUGGAAUGGCUUCUCAUUGAAUC